UUUAGGUUUAUUGAUUGUGAUUUAGGAAUCAAUGCUUGUGAAAUCCUCACUUAACACAAAUUCACUCAAGAGAUUGGGGAGUUGUGAUUAAGUGUGAGGAUUAUUAUCCAAGAGAUUGAGAAUAAUCAUUUUAUUGAUUCAAUCUUGAAGCUAGUUGAGUAAUUCAUGAGUGUAUAAUAUGAUUCACUAAACAAAUUACUUUAAGAUGAACCGAAGAGAUCCAACCGCCCGCCAACCGUUCGAUAAAAUUCCAAUUUUCGUUUUCAACAAAUUCUUAUGAACAAAUCCCCCCAAAUAUUCUUUUAUUUUCUUUUAAGCAUUGGUUUAAUUGUUUUGGUUCAAAGUUAAAGACAAUCCUAGUGGACACGAUAUCUUAAUUACUACUUGACGAUAAUUGUAUACUUGCAAUUUAUCUAUCAAGUUUUUGGCGCCGUUGCCGGGGAUUGUCGAUUAUUCGACAAGGCAACUGGACCUUUGCUUAAUUUUUUAUUUUUUUUUUGUUUUGUUAUUGUUCUUAUACUUAGAAAAUUCAAAAACAUUUUGCAUUCUCUUCAUUUCUUGUUAGUAGUAGCUAAUAUUUCUUGUUUGUUUCCCUUUGUAUGCGAGGUACAAAUUCCGGUGAUCUUCAAUACGAUCCGGAGAUCGAAAAAACUGCAAGAGCUAAUUGGAAAGCGGUAAGGGAAGCUAGGCGAGCAGCUAGGCUUGAACAAAGAGUGAGUGAAGACGAAUUCUGGUGUAAAGAAGUGGUCUGAAGCUGAAGAUAUUCAACUUUCUGUGAUCCUGAGCUGAGGAAUUGAAGAUUGAAACUUAUUUUUGACAUUCCGACAUGAGAGAUAUGUUUCUAAACACAUUUAAAGCUCAUAAAAUCAUUGUGCCAAUUUUUUCAAAUAUUAAAAUAAUGCACAGGCACGAUCUCAACAAAAUCUCUAAUUUUAUCGAUGACAAAACGACAAAUACACAAAUAUUAGGAUUAAAGACACCAAAAAGAUAUUGAAUCUCGUUCUAGCUCUAGCUAAAAUUACGGGUCUUACAAAAAGAGAGGAACUUCGUGAAAGAGGGAAAAAAGCACAGAAUAAUUAUGAAAAAUUGUUGAAGGAAGUUAAGAAAUUUCUGCAUUGUUAGAAAUGGGACCAAAGAGACAAUCUCAAAUCAGCACAUCCAAGAGGCUGAGGUCAGCACCUGAAAGCUCCUCCAGAGGGCCUAUUCAGCAGCACAAUGCUUCAAAGUUUAAGAGCAUCGAUCAUGAAAGGAGGUAUUGUCAUAGAGGAUAAGUGACUUAUUCCUGAAAAAGUGAUAACUUUGACGAUACCAGGGCAAUAUGCUAGUAUUGGUCUUGAAAUCAAAAGAAAAGGCUAGGGAGUCCUUGCACAACCGGAAAGGAACAUCAAUAUAGACAUUGUGCGGGAGUUCUAUGCUGAUGCCUACUCAACCCAGCGAAAUCCAAUUGAGAGAGUCACAUGGGUCAGAAGGCGUCAAAUAAGAUAUGACAGAGACGCUAUCAACACUUUCUUGGGAGAUCCGUUUGAGUCUAUUCCAAAUGAGCUAGAUGCCUUUGGGAAGCUGGUAGCUAGAGGAAAUUGGGAUCAUAACCUUAUUGCUUCUUAUAUUUUCAAAGAGGGGAAGACAGAUGGUAGCUCGGUUAGAUUCAAGAGCAGGAUUUGUUACCUGAGGCACAAAUGUGGCUGCUCUUGAUCCUCCACAACAUAAUACCGAAAAGCCACACGUAUUCUGCACCUAUGGAUAUUUCUCAUCUGUUAUGGUAUCUUAUGACAAGUAAAGAAAUUGAUGUUGCCAGGAUCAUAUCCAAUGAACUCCAUGACAUCGUUAUUUCACGAUUGGACCAGGCCAAGUGACCUCUAGCAUUUCUAGGGUUGAUCAUGGGUUUACGCCGGAAAGCAAGGGUACCUAUUCAAUCACAAGUUCACUUGAUUUUGUACAAAGACACACCAACACAGAACUGAUGCUCCUGCACUGCUUGCUGCCCUGUUUGUUUUAAUGAUUGGGAUCCACGCUUCCUUUCCAGUUUUACUCAUAGCUGGAACAUUGUUGAUGCCCAAUAUAGGGCUUUUACUUUCUAUGCAUGAUUCCAUGUGUAGGUUGCAGCUGCAGAUCCUGGAUCCUACCUUUGCUGCUGAGGCCUUUGUCUCUCGUAUCUCUUGGCCUGAGGUCAGGCCAUGGAGGGUGUGAAUUUUGCGCAAACUGGUGGACACAAACAAUGAGGGCUAGAGAACAAUGUGGUCAAUUCUAUUCCAUUGUGAGGACAAUAUGGAUUUAAUGUCAGAUUUAACUUAAUUUUCUAAUAUUUACUUUAGUUGUCAUCCUUUAUUGCACUUGAAAUUUUAGGAAGAGUCACAAAGCUCUUAAGAAUGUGAAGACAAGGAAGUUUGGAUAGCUAUCAAUAUUAGAAGAGAAGCAAUUAUGGAGGUUAAUCAAUCUUCUAUAUGCAGAGGAUAAUGUCUCCUCAUCCACAUGACAUGUGAAGAAAGGUCUCCAUAAUCUAUAAAUAACGAGUGAACAUGAAAACUAACUCAAACUAAAAUUGGUUGCAUAACAAAUAAAUAACUUAUGUCUUGUUAUAGAAAAAGAUGUUUGCACUCCUUAAUGGUUUUGUUACACACCCUUUCAAAAAGAGUCCUCAAGAAUUCUCCAACUCUAUUCCUCUCUUUGAGUUGUUUUCGUACAAUAUUUCAGUGAAACAUAAUGAUAAGUUCUGGAGUGAGGUGAACAAUUUAUUUACAGUUCUCAACUUUAAGUAAAGGAAUGAUCUACAAUUCUGUACUUAAAAGAUCAGUUUUAUCUCACAAAUGUGUUUCUUUUCUUAGUAACACAAAUUUGCUAUCAACUGGUCAAGUUAGGAGUCAAUAUGCAACUGGUCAGUAUCUUUGUAUAUACCAGAUAAUUUUUAUUUGUUCAUUACUUUUCACAUGCUAAGAUCAAUAGUUCAAAGAGCUGAAUCAUCCAUUUUCUUAUUCUCAACACCAACAGACACCUUCCAAAGUUGUUUUGAAUUAGAGAUUAUCUUAAGGGAAACACAUUUUUAGAAUCUUUUAUGUCAGUACAUUCUAUUUCAAUACAAAUAUAUCUCCAUCAUAGAAAAAACUACUCAUUUAAUUUGGCUUUAACAUAAGUAUAUGUAGUAAAAAAAAACUAGUCAUUCAUCAUCAACAUUUUCAGUUAAGUCCCCAAAGAGCAUUAUCUUCAUUCAUUCGAGAUGAUGUUGAAUACAUAUUUGGUUAGUAUUACAUUUCUUAAAGUCAAUACAAAAUGGACUUAUAAGAUGAUGAUUGUACUCACUUGUAAAUCAUGCUCUCAUGAGCAUUAGAGAUGAAUGUAUUCACACCAAUGAUGUGUGAGUACAUGCCUCUAAAUAGAAGCCACCAACUCUAACAAGAAGUUCCUAUAGUACACCACAUUCCCCUCAUACUCCUAUUUCAUUCAACACCACAAUUUUGAAUCUGUUACAACCCACAUUCCCACCAUUUUCAGCAAAAGCCACCAUUAUUGGUGCUAAACCCUUUUUCUUUUCAAAGUUUCAAUCUUUCGGCUUCUCAUGGAACAUCAACCGAAAAUCGAACCUGGGUUUGGUUCAAGUGACCAUAGAAACUUGGAAGACAUGAGCAUUGGAACUGGUUUUGGUGUUGCGAACAGCGUUUCUGACUGAAGACUUUGAUAGAGUUGAAGAGGUUUUAGUCAGUCGAGAUAACAGACUCCAAACAGAGGUUUUUCAUCUUCUAGAGAAGUUUGAAUUGGAGAAACUUACGAGGUUUCAAGCUGAGGAAGAUUUGAGGAAAAGGGAGGAACUGUGUGAAAGAUACAAGAAUAAUUAUGAAACAUUGUUGAAGGAAGUCAAGAAAAAAAGUAAUUUAACCGAAAGAAACAACGUUGGAGAGCUAAGAAAGAAGAACAAUGAAUUGGCAUUGGAAGUUUGUGAGCUGAGAAAGUUGAAGAAAAAAUGGAAGGGUGAUAGCAAUGCUCUUGCUGAGCUUAGAAUCAAAGUUGGUGUUUUGGAGAAUGACAAAGAUUCAAUCUUUGGAGUGAAAAAUAGCGAGUUAGAGAAAUUAAUGAAGAGUGAGUCUCUUGCUGAUCCUUGGAUUGCUGAUUUUGAUGACAAAGAUGAAGAGAAUGUUGGUGACAAUGGGAUUGGCAAUGACACUGUGGAGCCUACUCCUUUGCAAAGAAAUGAACCGCCGAGCAAAAGGAGCAAGAAUGCUCAAGGUGCAUCAUCAUCAGUCAUCUCACAAAUGAAAGGUGCUUCGAGUUCCCGACAUCCUCCUAUUUCCUCUAUGCGUAAGAGCCUUUUGGCAGCCAGACAUGAACCUUUGUCUGAGGAAUCAUUUCCUGGAGGACCGUAUGACAUGUCCGUCCUUACAUCAUUUGAGGAUCACAUUUCUGCUCGGAUAUGGCGCGGAGAGGAACGGGAGCCCCUUAGAGUGAUUGCACACGGGAAGAAAUUGAAGAAGUUCAUUCCUACACAGCUACCUCAGCCGAUACUGCAAGCAGUGAAUACAGCUGGUUUGGCAUCACUGCUGCGUUCCAGUUUCAAAAUGACCGACAUCUCACUUGUGUCUGCUUUUGCUGAAAGGUGGCAUCAAGAGACUAAUACUUUUCACCUGCCAAUUGGAGAGAUGACCAUCACACUAGACGAUGUAUCAUGUUUACUGCACCUACCAAUCAGCGGUGCUUCCUUCAGUCCACCAGAGAAGAUGGAUACAAACACUGCAUGUGCUUGUGUAAUGGCACUGUUAGGGGUAUCAUAUGCCAAGGCAAUGUCAGAGAUGAACCAUACCAAGCGUUCUCAUCUUCGUUUGAGUUGGUUGCGGGAGAUUUAUGCGGAAAAAUGUGCAGAGCAGCAAUGGGAGCAUGCAUCAAGGGCAUUUCUUCUUCAUUUGGUAGGCUGUACUAUUUUGGUAGAUAAGAGUCAUGCUUUUGUGGAUAUAAAAUACUUGGAGUUGUUCCGGGACCUGAACAAUUGUGGUAAUUGGUCAUGGGGUUCUGCAGCUCUUACUAUCCUCUAUAAGUAUCUCGGUGAUGCCAGUAUGCAUUAUACUAAACAGAUAGGAGGUUAUAUCACCCUUCUACAGGCAUGGAUAUAUGAGUAUUUUCCAAAUAUUUGUGACCGGAUAGAGAAUGAUGGAUACUCCGGACAGUUGUGUCGAGCUUAUCGUUGGAGACCUGUCAAGGGAACUGGUGAGGUUCAACCCUAUCGCAGGAAGCUAGAUGAUUUGACGGCAGAUGAUGUUAUUUGGACAGCUUUCCAGGAUCAUAGGCAGUAUCGAGGUUUCGAGGACAUUUCUAUGUUUUCGGGUUACAUCCAGUGGGGUAAGAUCAUGGUACCAUACCUUCCGGAGAGGGUACUAAGACAAUUUGGAUAUGUUCAGGACAUUCCUCGAUCACCACAGUCAAUUACAGCUGUCAGGCUCUCCAUUGCUGAAGUAGAUGCGAGGUGGUUAGGUUAUUCCGAUUAUGUCGUUCAUACUUUCAACAGAGUAAGUCAGGCUACUUAUCCAUCAGAGUGCACUGACAAAUACUUUGAAUGGUAUCAUACCAUCUCGCAUCCAUAUAUUAUUCCGCCAGUCAUGCAAGGCAAUGAAAAUAAAACAAAAUCGAUGUCCCAAGUUCCAAGUAGUGUUGCUAAACAGUGUUGGAAUUAAUAUUAGUAUUGGGAGUUGUAUCAAUUAUAUACAGGUUAGUGAUGCCACUAGAACAUGUCAGGUCAGGUGGCACAUCUAGCAGAUUGCUCUGAUUGAUACACACACAAUGGUGGCACUGGUUGAACAUAGCGCAUAGUGGGAAUGAGGAAGGACUUAGAUAUGAGAUAACUAAGAAGGUUCCAUCCAUCUCUUGAUGUAUUUUGAUGUUGAAAACCUUUGUAUCAACUCUAUUUUUUUAAUAUUACUCAUUUUGCAAUAUAUAU
Trifolium pratense (red clover) is the source of this 5914-nucleotide messenger RNA. Its product is annotated as protein MAIN-LIKE 1-like. Gene Ontology annotation, biological process: meristem maintenance; meristem development. The coding region runs from base 4062 to 5651 and encodes 529 amino acids. The transcript has 5 exons. The record is from RefSeq and is a predicted model, not a curated record. NCBI's taxonomy places the organism in Eukaryota, Viridiplantae, Streptophyta, Magnoliopsida, Fabales, Fabaceae.